AUGUCUUUUGACCUCCUCCAUAGAAUGCUGGCCACAAGAGCCCUUAACCUUAUUGGCAAACGUGCCAUUUCCACAUCUGUCUGUCUACGUGGAGGACAUGGUGUCGCUAAGGUGGAGGAAUACACUCUCCCUGCUUAUUUUGAUAGGAGGGAGAACCCUCUCCCUGAUGUGACCUUCGUGCAGAACCUGACUGCAGACCAGAAGGCCCUAAAAGAGAAGGAGAAGGGCUCCUGGGCUGCACUCUCUAAUGACGAAAAGAUUGCAUUGUACCGCAUCAGCUUCAAACAGAGCUUUGCUGAGAUGAACCAGGGCACGGGAGAGUGGAAGUCUGUCGUUGGAGGAAUUUUGUUCUUCCUUGGUUUCACUGGCUUUGUUGUGCUUUGGCAAAGAAAAUAUGUGUAUGGAGAUGUCCCAAUUACAUUCGACCCAGAAUACAAGCAGAAGGAGCUGCAGCGUAUGUUGGACAUGAGGAUCAACCCAGUUGAGGGCUUCUCAUCCAACUGGGACUACGAGAACAAGCAGUGGAAAAAGUAA
Molecule: messenger RNA, 534 nt
Organism: Menidia menidia (Atlantic silverside)
Lineage: Eukaryota; Metazoa; Chordata; Actinopteri; Atheriniformes; Atherinopsidae
Source: the annotation of a GenBank genome assembly